AUGAUGCCUGUGAUCCCAUGUUCUAUAAGCAAUGUUUCACCCAUUCCUGUUAAUGCUUUUAUAAUAAAGAACAAUUAUUGUUUAACAAGAUCCAAUCCAACUAGAAAAUCUGGAAAACAUACUAUAUUCUCCGCGAGAUAUGUUUUACCUCUUUUGUCUUCUGUUAGAAUCUUUUCACAAUACCAAAGGGGGGUGCUUUACACAGUAAAUCCAGCAUCUAUAUCAUCUAUAUCACCAGCUCUAGUAAAGCAGCUUCGUGAAGAAACGGGAGCAGGAAUGAUGGACUGCAAGAAAGCUCUUUCAGAGACUGGAGGAGAUACCGUCAAAGCUCAUGAGUUUCUUCGAAAGAAAGAGGUGAACUGUGAGACAGAUUUUGUCUCCCGAGGGGACAUUUUUAAGGAGUUGUUUGAUGAUCUUGCCAUGCAGGUUGCUGCAUGCCCUCAAGUACAGUAUCUCAUUACAGAAGAUGUUCCUGAAGAUUUUGUGGACAAGGAGAAAGAAAUUGAAAUUCAGAAGCAAGAUCUCUUGUCAAAACUAGAGCAGAUCAGGUUAAAGAUUGUUGAAGGACGAAUCAAGAAGAGGCUUGAGGAAUUGGCAUUGCUUGAACAACCCUACAUAAAGAAUGAUAAUGUGGUGGUAAAGGACUGGGUGAAACAGGCCAUUGCAACAAUUGGAGAAAAUAUUAAAGGGAGGAGGUUUGUGCAGUACAAUCUUGGGGAGGGCUUGGAGAAGAAAAGCCAGGAUUUUGCUGCUGAAUGGAAACAAAGAAAACUGUUGAGAACUCCAUGUGAAUGGGAAACUUGGCAAACUCAGGUCUUAGAAUCAGGGAAAAAUCUGUCCGUCCAUCUGAGGCUGUUUAAGGGUCACCCUGCGGCACUUGUUAAAAAACUAAGGGAGGAAACAGGAGCAGGGAUGAUGGACUGCAAGAAAGCUCUGUCUGAAACUGGAGGGGAUCUUGAGAAGGCACAGGAGUACCUGAGAAAGAAGGGCCUAUCAGCUGCUGACAAGAAAUCAAGCCGACUUGCAGCAGAAGGCAGAAUUGGUUCGUACAUUCAUGACUCGCGACUCGUGAUUGGAGUCCUAAUUGAAGUCAAUUGCGAGACUGACUUCGUUGGUAGAAGUGAAAAUUUCAAGGAGUUGGUUGAUGAUCUAGCAAUGCAAGUUGUGGCGUGCCCACAGGUGCAAUUUGUAUCCAUUGAAGACAUUUCACAAGAAAUUAUAAACAAGGAAAAAGAGAUUGAGAUGCAGAGAGAGGACCUUUGCAAAACCAGAGAAAUAACGGAAAGAAUUGUGGAGGGGAGGAUCACAAAGAGGCUUGGAGAGCUUGCUCUGUUAGAGCAACCCUUCAUAAAGGAUGACAGUAUAUUGGUGAAAGACUUGGUGAAGCGAACGGUUGCUGCUCUUGGCGAGAACAUAAAAAUCCAAAGAUUUGUUUGAUUUACUCUUGGAGAGUCAAUUGAAGAUGCAAAAACAGAAACUGAAGCAUGAAAUGGGAGAAUGUCAGAAACAGCUCAUCCCUCUUGCAAAUACAGAUGGGUGAAUUUUGAUUUGAGAAACUAAUCUGAUUCUUUUUGUUGUGAUUAAAGCAAGGUAGUUUUUCUCUUCUAGUUUGUUACACGAUCCACGACUUUUGAUUUUGAAGAAGAGGAACAUUCCAAAUCUAUUUUUGGCUAAAUGAAAAUAUGAAAAUACAGUUCCCUGGAA
Molecule: messenger RNA, 1704 nt
Organism: Mangifera indica (mango)
Lineage: Eukaryota; Viridiplantae; Streptophyta; Magnoliopsida; Sapindales; Anacardiaceae
Product: polyprotein of EF-Ts, chloroplastic-like
Biological process (GO): mitochondrial translational elongation
Cellular component (GO): mitochondrial matrix
Molecular function (GO): protein binding; translation elongation factor activity
Source: RefSeq, a predicted model, not a curated record